AUGCAGCAAGAUGUGGAGGCCCUGUGUUGCUCCGCCACGGGCACCCCCAACGUGCCCUGGGAAGCAGGAGCCCUCGUUGCGGACCUCGAGACCUCAGAAGAGACGCAGGCGUGGAGCCUGGGCAGGCCCACCAAGUCCUCGAAGCAGUACUUGCGCCAGGUCAUUGCAGAAUAUGAGGCACUGGACCGAGAGCUCCCCUGCAUCCGGAAGUUCCCCACGCCACCCACAGCCCAGCCCCUCUGCCUGUGCAUGGAGACCUCGCCUGACGAGGACCUUACCCACCUGGAGGUGCUGGAGGCGCUGGAGGCCGCAUUACCCGGGGCCAUGGAGAGCGGCCGCGUGAGCAGCAUCCGCUUUGAGAACUUGAACGUCAUCUGUGGGACUGCGGGGCGCAGGGACCGGUGGCUCAUCACGGUCACAGACUUCCAGACCCGCUCCCGCCUGCUGCGCUCAGGGCUCUGUCUCCGCGGGUCAACGCACCCUCUCGUGCGCCACGACGAACUGCUGCUGAACGAUUAUCGCCUGCAUCUGCGCCGCUCCCUGGUCCGACGGCGCAUGCUCGAGGCUCUGGGGGCGGAGCCGACUGAGAAAGACUGACAAGUGGGGACGGGCUCCGGCUGCGCUUGCGCACCGCCCUGCUGGUUCGGGCGGCUCUCCCGGUACCCGGGAAGAAAGGGGGCGUUACCUCCCCAGGAAGGAGGCGGGGCCAGCUCGAGGGGGUGGAUACUGUGAGUUUAAUUAUAAAGAAUGACCUGGUACAAAAGCCAUUUCUCUCUGCAAAAUCUUGGUGGGGAGUCAGGGGAGAUGAUGGGGGGUAGGAACGAACCCCCAUAAUAUAAUGCCGCCUUCCUAAUCUUCCCCCAGUCCCUGCAAAUGGGCGCCUGGGUCCCAAUCCCUUGAGGGAUGAACUGAGGCCCGCGAGAGGGAAGACCUGGGCGCCGGGGCUCUCAUCGCGUGCCGAUCCCUGUCUCAGCGAGAACCAAAGGUCCUCAUCCGCCCCCCUCCUGUUCCUCCUCCCACCCCCCCUUGGAAGACAAUUCUCCGGGCUUUUAUUUCAGGUUUUUUUUCUGGAUUUUUUUGUGUUCUAGGGUACUUUUUUCUUUUUUG
This is a messenger RNA of Pteronotus mesoamericanus, 1107 nucleotides long. It is a transcript of the gene CUNH19orf81, whose product is annotated as chromosome unknown C19orf81 homolog. The transcript is spliced from 5 exons. Lineage: Eukaryota; Metazoa; Chordata; Mammalia; Chiroptera; Mormoopidae. The coding region runs from base 1 to 597 and encodes 198 amino acids. The record is from RefSeq and is a predicted model, not a curated record.